AUCAUCACCAGUUUGACGUCCCGCAGCCUCAACCACCACCCACCGUCACCUCAACCCGCCACGGAAUAACCCUCAUCCCGAAGCCCUCUCCAAUAACUCACAUCCAUCUCACAACAUCCAGACAACGACAAUGGAGAACGGUAACAUCAGCCAGGGCGAGGGCAAGGACCCCUCCAGCUUCCUCAGCGACAUCAUUGGCAACCCCGUCACCGUGAAGCUCAACUCAGGCGUCGUCUACAAGGGUGAGCUCCAGUCUGUCGAUGGCUACAUGAACAUCGCGCUGGAGAAGACGGAGGAGUACGUCAACGGCAGCAAGAGGCGAUCAUACGGCGACGCAUUUGUGAGAGGAAACAACGUCAUGUACAUCUCGGCAGACUCUUAGGGGGCGCGGAUGAAGAUGUCAACAAUGGAUCGGUUACUGGACUCUAUCCACAAGCGAAGAGGUCUAUGAACGAGUCUAGAGUGCUCGGAAGGCGUCCUUUAUCAGAUCUACCAAUUCAGAAGAAAAUAUACCCUCAAUUGUACCAUA
Molecule: messenger RNA, 529 nt
Organism: Colletotrichum acutatum
Lineage: Eukaryota; Fungi; Ascomycota; Sordariomycetes; Glomerellales; Glomerellaceae
Product: U6 snRNA-associated Sm-like protein LSm6
Exons: 3
Coding region: 131-382 (83 amino acids)
Biological process (GO): maturation of SSU-rRNA; mRNA splicing, via spliceosome
Cellular component (GO): U4/U6 x U5 tri-snRNP complex; nucleolus; P-body
Molecular function (GO): RNA binding
Source: RefSeq, a predicted model, not a curated record